Molecule: messenger RNA, 2388 nt
Organism: Auxenochlorella protothecoides
Lineage: Eukaryota; Viridiplantae; Chlorophyta; Trebouxiophyceae; Chlorellales; Chlorellaceae
Product: Aminopeptidase N
Exons: 14
Coding region: 1-2388 (795 amino acids)
Biological process (GO): proteolysis
Molecular function (GO): zinc ion binding; metallopeptidase activity
Source: RefSeq, a predicted model, not a curated record
AUGGCAGCCACUGAUAAGCCCGUGGAGAAGUUCCGCAAGGACUACAAGCCGAGCCCCUACCUCAUCUCCACUGUCCAUCUUGACUUUCAACUGAACGAGGAAAGCACCCUCGUCCAGUCCAAGCUGCGAAUUGUGCCAAACCAUGCUGAGUCCAGUCCGGUCUCCCUAUUCCUGAAUGGCCAUGCUGAUGUUGUGCUCGAGAGCAUCAGGGUCAAUGGGGCUGAUCUGGAGGCUUCGCACUAUGCUGCUGAUGCACAGGGCCUGACCAUCAAGUCCGGACUUCCUUCGGGCGAGUGGGACCUGGAGAUUGCCACUCGCAUCAAGCCUCAGGAGAACACCUCCUUGGAGGGAUUGUAUCGCAGUGGAGGAAUGUUCUGCUCACAGUGUGAGGCGGAGGGUUUCCGGCACAUCACCUACUUUCUGGAUCGCCCGGACGUCAUGGCCAAGUACACGAGCCGCAUCGAGGCCGACAAGGCCAAGUAUCCCGUUCUGCUGUCAAAUGGGAACCUGGUGGACCAGGGGGAUCUGGAGGGCGGCAGGCACUUCACUGUGUGGGAGGAUCCGUUUGUGAAGCCCUGCUACCUCUUCGCCCUGGUGGCCGGAGACCUGGCAGUGCAGGAGGACACCUUCCGCACCAUGAGUGGGAAGGACGUCGCACUCCGCAUCUACACAGACGCACACAACACCAGCAAGGUGGCCUUUGCCAUGCAGUCCCUUAAGCGCGCCAUGAAGUGGGACGAGGAGACUUUUGGGCUGGAGUACGACCUGGACCUGUUCAACAUCGUGGCGGUGGACGACUUCAACAUGGGCGCCAUGGAGAACAAGAGCCUGAACCUGUUCAACUCGCGCCUGGUGCUGGCCACGCCCGACACCGCCACCGACGCGGACUUUGGGCGCAUCGAGGGCGUCGUCGGGCACGAGUACUUCCACAACUGGACGGGGAACCGCGUGACCUGCCGCGACUGGUUCCAGCUGACGCUGAAGGAGGGGCUCACCGUGUACCGCGACCAGGAGUUCUCCGCCGACCUGAACUCGCGCGGCGUCAAGCGCGUGGAGGACGUGGCCCGCCUGCGCGCGGCGCAGUUCCCCGAGGACGCGGGCCCGCUGGCGCACGCCAUCCGCCCCGACUCGGUGAUCAAGAUGGACAACUUCUACACCGCCACCGUGUACGAGAAGGGCGCGGAGGUGGUGCGCCUGUACGAGGCGCUGCUGGGCCGCGCCGGCUUCCGCGCGGGGCUGGACCUCUACUUUGCGCGCCACGACGGCGGCGCGGUGACCUGCGACGACUUCCGCGCCGCCAUGGCCGACGCCAGCGGCGCCGACCUGGGGGGGCUGGAGGGCUGGUACGCGCGCGCCGGCACGCCGCGCGUGGAGGUCGGGGUCGAGCACGACGCGGGGGCCGGGACGCUGACGGUGACCGCGACGCAGGCGCCGCCCGUGCUGACGGCCAGGGAGGGGGGGGUGACGACGGCAGGGCAGGCGAUGCUCAGGCAGGCGGUGCUGCGCCUGGAGCACCAGCGUCAGACCUGGGUGUUUGAGCGCGUCCCGGCGCGCCCCGUGCCCAGCGUCCUGCGCGGCUUCUCCGCGCCGGUGCGCCUGACGUUCAAGGCGCACGCGCUGGCGCUGCCGGACCUGGCGGAGCUGGUGCCGGAGGUGCCGGGCGCCGACCCCCUGCUCCUGCACCACGUCCGCGAGGCGGCUGCGCGGGCGCUGGCGGCGGCGCUGCGGCCCGAGCUGGAGCGCGCGGCGCGCGACAACUCCGACCCGCCCGGCGCGCCGUACGAGUUUGAGGCGGGGGCCUGCGCGCGGCGCGCGCUGAAGAACGCCGCGCUGGGCGCCCUGGCGCGGCUGGGGGGCGAGGGCGUGACGCAGGACCUGCUGGCGCGCUUCCGGGCGGCCACCAACAUGACCGACGAGGCCGCCGCCCUGGCCGCCCUCGACCGCAUCGGGGGCAAGGUGCGGCAGGAGGCGCUGGACGCCUUUUACGCCAAGUGGAAGCACGAGCCGCUGGUCCUGCUCAAGUGGAUCGCCAUGCAGGCGGCCAGCAACCUGCCGGGCAACACGGCGGCGGUGCGGACCCUGAUGCAGCACGAGGCGGUCAAGCUGUCCAACCCCAACACCUGCUACUCCCUCUUCCUGGCCUUUGCGCGCUCCCCCGUCAAUUUCCACGCAGCCGACGGCUCGGGGUACGAGUUCAUGGCUGACUCGGUGCUGCAGAUCGACCAGAUCAACCACCAGGUGGCCGCACGGAUGGUGGGUGUCUUCAACAGCUGGCGUAACUACGAUGCCGAGCGUGGCGCUCUGAUGACCGCCGCCCUGCGCCGCAUGGCCUCUGCCAACGGCAUCUCUGCCAAUGUGUACGAGAUCGUGACCAAGGCCCUGCCCUGA